CCGCGUACAUUCGGCCCGUAACGGUAGCCGCGUGAGGACACGGUUUCUAUGCUCUUCGAUGUUUGGCUUAUCAUAAUACAACACACGAAUUGUUGCAAUCGGGUUUAUAACAGUACCCACGUUGCUAUUAUUAAAGAAUAUAUCAAAGUACCGGACGGCACGCCGUGUAACGACCGGGAGCGGAGCGCGCACGCUUAUGACAUCGGCGCUGCUUCCCAUAACGUUUGCCGAUCGAAACGACAGCGUGCCGCAGAAACACCGUGUUGUACCGAAUCGGCCAGUCGGACCCGCGGUGGUGAUCAGCUGCGGUGGUGCAAACCUUUGUACGUGCUCCGUCAGUGUCCUCGCACAAUUGCGAUCGAUCGCGGUCCGCCGCCGGCACCAGCCGCGCCGUCAACGGUUGUAGUUCAAAGACAAGAGAUAAAGUGACAUUUACUUUGCCCGCGAAGGUGAUCAGAUUAAACCUUACCGCUAGUCGACUCUGAUGGAGUUGACCUAUCACUGUACACACAGUAUGCAGAUGGAGAAUUCGUAUUGAUGGCACCGAUCGGAAAUAAUGGUAACAUUGUCCGUGUCUUUACAGAUGCGCAUCCUAUGGACGCUGGUCAUGGGCACACUUUUUGUGCUCCUAGUCCAGUACCAAACGUCAAGUGUGUGGCCGCAACAGCAGGCCCAGAUGAACAGUCGUGUGGAUCCAUUUGCGGAAGACCUUGUUGCCAUUGCACUUUCCAAGGUGGAAAUAGGUGAUGAUACGACGGUGUCCAAGGAAAUGUUAUUGGGCAUCACUCGACAAAUCGCUAGAUACGUGGUCUACAGUUCCGGUUGUUCCGUGUCGCCAAUUAGCGGACCACCACCUAUUACUUUAUAUAUAAUCACACCUACUUAUAGACGACCAGAGCAAGUAGCCGAUCUCACCAGAAUGGCGCAAACUCUAAUGCUGGUCCGAGACAUACACUGGUUGGUCAUAGAGGAUGCAAAAUCAAAGUCCCCACAACUGAAUGCAUUGCUUCAAUCUUUUGGUAUCAAAUUUACUCAUCUAAUAGCCCCAAUGCCUAGUAGAUACAAAAAUACUAGAGGAGCAAAACCUAAAGGUGUUGCCAAUCGGAAUCGAGCAUUAAAUUGGAUUCGUGAGAAUGCUAACGAAGGUGUUGCGUAUUUUGCUGACGAUGACAAUACUUACGACGUCAGAUUGUUCAACGAGAUACGUGAUACCCAAAGAGUAUCUAUGUGGCCUGUAGGACUAUGCACUAAAACGGGAUUAAGCACCCCAAUUGUUAGAAAUGGCAGUCUCAUAGGUUUUUACGAUGGUUGGAUUGCUAACCGAAAGUUUCCGGUUGACAUGGCUGGGUUUGCUUUUAGUGUUAAUUUUUUAAAAAAAAGACCUCACGCAAAAAUGCCUUACAAACCAGGGUAUGAAGAAGAUGGAUUCUUAAGAAGCUUGAGCCCAUUCGAGCCUCGUGAGAUUGAACUUAAAGCCGACAACUGUACUAAAAUUUUAGUAUGGCACACACAGACAAAGAAAAAUGAACCAUCAUUGAAAGUGAAUGUUGAAAAAUAUAACAAUACCAAUAUACUGGAACUCAAAAAGAUAAUUGUUUAAUUAAACACUGUGAAUUGUUUUCGAAUGGAUAUUUAAUGAUAUAUUAGUUUAUUUUUCUUAAGUAAAAAAUAACAUCAAUGGUUUUUAAUCUUUAAUUCAUUUGGCUUGUACCACGCUUUUCUGUUGAAAUAAUUAAAUUAGAACUUGCUCAACCAAAAAUUUAUUCAAAUAUUAUUUUUUACUGAUUAUUAUUAUUUUAAUAUUUAUUAUUACUGCAUUAUGAUUGUUGUUUCUUUUUUAAUUCUAUACUACUUUAUUACUACUUAUACCAACCCUAUCUCUUAUUGUAGUUAAAAUUAUAUUUAGUAUAGAUAAAUAAGAAUAUCUUAACGAAAAAUAUUUCUUAUAAUUUAUGUAUAAUGUUUUUGGCAUAGACUAUUAUUUAUAGUUGUCAACCAUGUAACAACUGUAAAACAAUAUGAAUAGGUAAAAUCAUAUUUUUGAUUAAUUAGGAUUAUAAUAAUGUUAAUUUGUGUCAGAAAAUAUAAUAACAUGUUAAUAAUAAAAUAUUAAGUUAAGAUUUGAUCUUGUAUGUAAAACUUGUCAAUUGCAUUCAUUUUAAAUUUUCAUAUAAAAUUAUGAUUAUUUAGUGAAUUUGUAGCUAUACAUCAUAUCAAAACAUUUUUUGUACAAAUGUGUAAAAUUAUUUAAAACAAAUUUUAUAUUAAUAUGUAACUCUGAUUUAUAACUAAAGCAAUAAUCCAUACACUUCCAUGAUACAUAUCUAUGGGUUGGUAAUAUAUUUUUUAUUACAUACUUUCACAAUACAAAAAUAUGAUUUAAAGUUUUGUUUUAUAUGUCAAUGUUAAAUUUAUAAACAAAUAAUUUAUAAAUGAACUCAUAGAGACUGGCUAAUUAAUUUAUGGUACCUAUGUAAUUGUUAAGUAUUAUUACUUUAUGUAAGCACAGCACCAAAUUAUUAAUUGUAUCAUUCUUUUAUAUUUUAAAAUUAUGUUUGAAAAAACAUGAGAUGAUGAAGUAAAUCUCUUUGUUUAUUUUAAUCUUACUUUAAGAAAAUUAUAACCAUAUCAAAAGAAAAACUGUAUUAUUGAUAAAUUAUUUAGCAUGGCUUUCAGGCAACUAUUGUCAAUCAAAAAAAUAUUUUUACAUUAAGUUUUUGUAUAAUUCACUCAAAAAAAAUUAUUUAUAGAUGUAAAAUCAUUUAUAUGAAAUAAGAUUGUUAUAUUAUUUAUACAUAAACUGUAUGUAUUUAUGUCAUAUAGGCACAUUAAUUAUUAAAUUAAUAUGUAACUUAAGUGUAGUUUUGAUGUAUAUAUGAAUGUAAAAUGUUGCACUCCUAAAAUUUAUUACAAAAGUGAUAUUUCUUAUUAGUACUCUGAUUAUAUAAUACCUACUAUUUAUUUUAAAAAUAUACUUGAAUCACAAAAUAAUCUGUCAGGGUACCCGUCAGUAAUUUAAAGGAACGCAGUACAAGAUAAUCUUAAUAUAUCCAAUUUAUUUUAUAAUUCUA
Daktulosphaira vitifoliae (grape phylloxera) is the source of this 3071-nucleotide messenger RNA. Its product is annotated as galactosylgalactosylxylosylprotein 3-beta-glucuronosyltransferase P. The transcript has 6 exons. Bases 557 to 1600 code for a protein of 347 amino acids. Gene Ontology annotation, molecular function: galactosylgalactosylxylosylprotein 3-beta-glucuronosyltransferase activity. Lineage: Eukaryota; Metazoa; Arthropoda; Insecta; Hemiptera; Phylloxeridae. Gene Ontology annotation, cellular component: Golgi membrane. Gene Ontology annotation, biological process: carbohydrate metabolic process; chondroitin sulfate proteoglycan biosynthetic process. The record is from RefSeq and is a predicted model, not a curated record.